This is a messenger RNA of Drosophila bipectinata, 660 nucleotides long. Lineage: Eukaryota; Metazoa; Arthropoda; Insecta; Diptera; Drosophilidae. The record is from RefSeq and is a predicted model, not a curated record.
AUGAUUUACUACAGGGAUCAAAGAUUCUCCGACCACAAGUUAUUCGGGAGUGUCAUAAUUUCGAUUGCGAUGGUGUUGUAUCUGGUAAAAACGAUACUCCUGAUUGCUUGGCUGAAGAGUUUAGAGUGGAAUAAAUAUGCGGUUCAACUUGCCAAUGAAGUGAUAAGUUUGACGAACUUCAUGGAAAGUUCAUUUGGACGUCUUUCCUGGGAGUGCAGUUACUUUAUAUUUUUUUUCUGGGUCCUGUUUCCAAUGACAGUUUUUGAAUCGUACAAUUACUUUGCGGUGCCCAUGCGCUUAUAUGCGUUUAGCACCAUAUUGCUGCAGAUAAUCUACAAUGCCUACGCUGUCUAUCAAAUGCUGCUCCUAUCGUGGAUCCAAACUUUAAAUAGCUUUCUUAAGUUGAAUCUGCUUGGCAUUGAUCUGAAUAAUAUAAAGAAUGAAUAUGGAGUGGACAUUAACACAAACGAAAAAAGGAAAAACCAGCUUGACCACAUUGACUUACAUUCGCAAGUCCAGUCAUUUGGAAAAGAAAUCAUAAUCAUGAAUAAUGCUUGUGGAUGUAACUUUGUCCUAAAUUUCUUUUUUUGCGUCUUGAUGACUGCCCUAAGUUUUGUGCAGUUUUCUUUAUCUACUGGACACAGAUUUGUAAAUUUGUAG